Messenger RNA from Trametes versicolor FP-101664 SS1, 2587 nucleotides. RefSeq lists its product as uncharacterized. NCBI's taxonomy places the organism in Eukaryota, Fungi, Basidiomycota, Agaricomycetes, Polyporales, Polyporaceae. The transcript has 16 exons. Bases 1 to 2535 code for a protein of 844 amino acids. Gene Ontology annotation, biological process: retrograde transport, endosome to Golgi. The record is from RefSeq and is a predicted model, not a curated record. Gene Ontology annotation, cellular component: GARP complex.
AUGGCCACCGAAGCAAACCGAAUCCCAACGCCCGCGUUCAGGUUGCGGGAAGACGAGCUGCCUCCGGAACUCAUACUGUCUAUAGAGCGAAUCCUUGACCUGCACGCCCAAGCAGACACAGACCCCCUGGAACGGCUCACGAACGACUUCGACUCAAUAAAUGUGCUGAACGACUACUUCCCCAAUGAGGCCGCACUCGGACAGCUCGAAGCCGUCCAAGCCCGUCUCGCUGAGAACGAACGCGCGUUGCAGGACGAGAUUGACUCGCUUCGCGAAGAACUGCGGCGGGACCAGGACCCGAGCCGGAUGCAGCUCAUCCAGGAGAUGAUCUCGGACCUGCUGGGCCAGAUGUCGCGCAUCCGCGAGAAGGCGACCGAGUCGGAGGCGGUUGUGCGGAAUAUCACGAAGGAGAUCCAGGUUCUGGACUUGGCGAAGAAGAACCUCAUAUUGAGCAUGACCACUCUGAAGAGGUUGCAGAUGCUAGUAAAUGUUCUGGGCCAACUGGAAGACCAAAUCAAAGAGCGCAAGUAUCAUGACAUUGUGCAAUCCCUUGCAGCAGUGAAGCAGAUCAGCGCGUCCUUUAAGCCUUACACCUCUGUGCAGCGGAUAGCCCAGCUGUGGCGGCGAAUCCAGGAAAUUCAGUCUGAGCUGCGUACCAUGAUAGACGCAGACUGGGACAAGUUCUACGUACAAGACCCUUCCAAACCUAUGAAACCCUCAGCCAUCGCCGACGCAUGUCUAGUCGUAGACGUCUUGGGCCCGGAGAUCCGCACCCAAUUCGUAGACCGCUAUGUCGCCUUAGAACUGAAGGAGUACCGACGCAUAUUCCGAGCGACUGACGAGGCAGGUCAACUCGACAACCUCUCUCGUCGAUUCGCAUGGUUCCGCCGCUUGCUGCAUACACACGAGACGGAGCAAGGGAGAGUGUUUCCUGCCGAAUGGAAAGUGGGGUGGUCCCUGACAGCCAAGUUCAUUGAGAUUACGAGGGACGACAUGACUGCCUUGCUGUCGAAGGCGGGGUCGAAACUCACCGUCAAGCAGCUCCUAGAUACCCUUCAGGAGACGAUGGACUUCGAGUCAUCAAUUACGAGGAAAUUCGGCACAUCGGUGCGAGAAUUAUUGAAGGCAACAACCCCUCCAAACGCAACCCGCCCGUUGAAGCCAAUCACCUCCGCGUUCGAGCCUCAUAUGGGCGUGUUCAUCGAUGCUCAGGAUAGGGUCCUGUCGGACAUGCUUGCUCAGUAUCGGGGGCCGAAAUCUCGCACUUCAUUGGAAGCUACGUCUGGUGCUCCAGAGGACGACAACGCACCUCCCGUCCUCGUACUUCCGUCAUCUACCGAGCUGUUCUAUUUCUAUGCACAGACGCUGGACCAGUGCGCGCAACUGUUCACAGGUCAGCCGCUAUACGAUCUGUGCAGCUUGUUCAAGAAGUGGCUGCGGAUAUAUGCAGAGGAGGUGCUGGUUGCGAGCAUGAAAAGACCAUCAACUUUCGGGAGAAAGUCCAUGGACACGCGCUAUGAUGUUUCUGAACUCAAGAGCGCGUGUACGCUCAUUAACACCGCAGACUACUGCCAGACAACGGCGCUCGAGCUAGAGGAAAACAUUCGCGCGAAGUGCGACGAGGCGUACAAGGAGCAGAUCACACUACAGGACGAGCGCGAUCUCUUCGUCAGCGCAAUCUCUGCCGCUAUCAUGAUCAUGCUUCGCGAGCUCGACUCUGCGUGCGACUCUGCGCUCACGACGCUCUCGCGCACGCCCUGGGCGACAGUGAAGCACGUCAGCGGCCAGUCUGCAUACGUCGAGCCGCUCGUCAAGGCGAUCGAAGAGGUCGCCGAGACGGUCAAACCGCUAGUCGAGCAGAAGAAGUACUUGCGGAACUUCUUCGACAAGGCCGCGAAUGCGGUCCUGGCGAAGUUCACGAACGCGCUGGUUAAGAGUCGUCCAUUGAUGGAGACGGGUGCUGAACAGCUCCUGAUCGAUCUACAGGCUAUCAAGGCUUGUCUACUGAAAGUCCCAGGAGAGGCAUUGCUUACUACCAAUUACACCAAGAGCAUGACCAAACACACCACUCGACUAGAGGCCCUCCUGAAAGUCAUCGUAACACCAGUCGAUCCAACGGAAGGGUUCAUUUUGAACUACACGCUAGUGAUCGGCGACGCCUCCUUCUCCAACUUCCAGAAAAUCCUCGACCUCAAGGGCACGCCCAAGGCGGAGCAAAACGAUCUGCUCGACUCCUUCCUCACCGUCACGAGCACGAAGACCGAGCUCGACAGCACCUCCUUCCUCUCCUCCCUCGACAUGGACCCCGGCCAGGUCGCGACGCUCACGAGCCCCGGGAGCAGCAGGGUGUCCCUUUUGCCCGGGGGCGUAGGCGGCGAGAGCAUCAUGUCCGCGCUCACGCCGCCGCCGCUGGGGGCUACGUCGUCGAGUGGGGCAGACACGCCGCCUAAGCAGGAUCAGGGUCGGCGGGAGGUGUUCUCGGACUUCAAGCGUUUCGUGAGCUUUGGGCUAAGGCGGGAGACGAUGCCCAUGUGAUGCGAAUCCAGAACGUACUUUACCACAUCACUAUUUUCUGCAGGGAAUAUAC